Molecule: messenger RNA, 4296 nt
Organism: Lotus japonicus
Lineage: Eukaryota; Viridiplantae; Streptophyta; Magnoliopsida; Fabales; Fabaceae
Product: probable phospholipid-transporting ATPase 4
Exons: 11
Coding region: 359-4051 (1230 amino acids)
Biological process (GO): phospholipid translocation
Cellular component (GO): plasma membrane
Molecular function (GO): magnesium ion binding; ATPase-coupled intramembrane lipid carrier activity; ATP hydrolysis activity
Source: RefSeq, a predicted model, not a curated record
CUCAUUUCUCAUUCUCCUAAAACCCCUGUUUCCUCUCUCUCUCUCUAAACUUUAAUUUUUUUUUUCUAUUUUUCCUCUUUCAAUUUUCCUUCUCUCUCUACAUUUCGAUCUGAAUUCAAUAACGUCGUGAUACUGCUCCUUCUUCUUCUUCUUCUUCUUCUCCCGCGCGCUCGCUCGCUCGCAAUCUGCCGCAUUGAGACAUUGAUUCAUUCUCAGACAUGAACGGGGUCCCUCCCGUUCGGUUUUAGAAGAACAAAUCAGGGACUAGGGUCAAUUUUGAUUCUAGAUUUGGGUUUUCUUCUAUAUGGGUGUGUGCUGAAGAUAAAUAACUGAGACCUUGAGCUGAAUUACCGGCUAAAUGGCGAAGGGGAGGAUAAGGGCGAGGCUCCGGAGGAGCAAUUUUUAUACGUUUGGCUGCCUUCGGCCUGCGACCACCGAGGAUGUGCCUCAUCCGCUUCAAGGUCCGGGGUACUCGCGGACGGUGUGUUGCAACCAGCCUCAUCUCCAUGAAAAGAGACCUCUACAUUACUGCAAGAAUGAUAUAUCCACGACCAAGUACAAUGUUAUUACAUUUUUCCCCAAGGCACUCUUUGAGCAGUUUCGUAGGGUCGCUAACAUAUACUUCCUCUUGGCUGCGUGCCUCUCAGCCUCUCCAAUUUCACCUUUCAGCCCACUGAGCAUGAUUGCUCCCUUGGCAUUUGUUGUGGGGCUUAGUAUGGCAAAGGAAGCGUUGGAAGACUCACGCAGGUUCCUUCAGGAUGUCAAAGUUAACCGCCGGAAAGUUUAUCACCAUAAAGGCAAUGGUGUCUUCGGUCCCAGGUCGUGGCAGAACAUUAUGGUUGGAGAUGUGGUGAAAGUAGAAAAGGACAAGUUUUUCCCAGCUGAUUUGCUUCUCUUGGCAUCAAGUUAUGAGGAUGGGAUAUGCUAUGUGGAGACGAUGAAUUUAGAUGGUGAGACCAACCUAAAGGUGAAAAGAUCUCUGGAGCCUACCUUGUCUCUAGAUAAUGAUGAGUCUUUUAAGGAUUUCACUGCAACAAUACGAUGUGAAGACCCAAACCCCAAUCUUUACACCUUUGUUGGAAACUUUGAGUAUGAACGCCAGAUUUAUCCUCUUGAUCCUAGUCAAGUUCUCCUCCGAGAUUCUAAGCUCAGAAACACUGAUUACAUCUAUGGGGUGGUCAUCUUCACCGGUCAUGACAGCAAAGUCAUGCAGAACGCCACAAGAUCCCCUUCAAAAAGGAGUACAGUAGAAAAGAAGAUGGAUUAUAUCAUAUACACUCUCUUCACUGUCCUUAUUUUGAUAUCCGUCAUUAGUUCCAUAGGAUUUAUGAUCAAGACUAAGUACCAAACAACAGAGUGGUGGUACAUACGUCCUGACAAUAUUGAGUACCAGUAUGAUCCCCAUAAAGUUGGAGUGGCUGGGAUGAGUCAUCUGAUUACUGCACUCAUUCUUUAUGGGUAUUUGAUACCAAUCUCGCUUUAUGUUUCCAUUGAGGUUGUGAAGGUCUUACAGGCAACCUUUAUUAACCAAGACAUUCAAAUGUAUGAUGAUGAAACCGGGACUCCAGCUGACGCACGGACUUCAAAUUUGAAUGAAGAGUUGGGUCAGGUAGACACUAUACUCUCUGAUAAAACUGGCACUUUAACCUGCAAUCAGAUGGACUUUUUGAAGUGCUCCAUUGCUGGUAUUGCAUAUGGUGUGCGUGCCAGUGAAGUUGAACUUGCUGCUGCAAAGCAGAUGGCUUCUGAUAUUGAUGACCUGGAUUCAGACCUCUCCAAUUUCCCCUUGCCUAAGACUAAAAAGCAAGUUUCAUUGAAAAAUGUCAAAAGAUCUGAAGAAAUUGAACUGGAGACUGUUGUUACUUCCAAAGGUGAUGAAGAUCAAAGAUAUGCCAUAAAGGGAUUUGGUUUUGAAGAUGACCGCCUCAUGAAUGGUAAUUGGUUGAGAGAGCCGAAUGCCGAUGUAAUUUUGCUGUUUUUCCGCAUAUUAGCAGUUUGUCAUACUGCCAUUCCUGAGGUGAAUGAGGAGACGGGCAAUUUUACAUAUGAAGCUGAGUCACCUGAUGAAGGAUCCUUUCUCGUAGCAGUGAGAGAAUUUGGCUUUGAGUUUUGUAAGAGGACUCAGUCAAGUAUUUUCGUACGAGAAAGAGUUUCUGAGUCAGAGCAAGUUGUUGAAAGGGAGUACAAACUCUUGAAUCUGCUGGAUUUCACGAGUAAAAGAAAGCGUAUGUCGGUGAUUGUGCGUGAUGAGGAGGGCAAAAUUUUUCUUCUGUGCAAAGGAGCUGACAGUAUCAUAUUUGAUCGUUUGUCCAAGAAUGGGAAAAUGUAUUUGGAGCCUACUACCAGACAUUUAAAUGAUUAUGGAGAAGCUGGUUUGCGAACACUAGCUCUGGCUUAUAGAAGGCUCGAUGAGCAAGAGUACUCUGCUUGGAACAAUGAGUUUCAGAAAGCCAAAGCAACUGUUGGGGCUGACAGAGAUUCAAUGCUUGAACGAGUGUCAGAGCUUAUGGAAAAAGAGUUGAUUCUUGUUGGAGCCACUGCUGUUGAAGACAAACUGCAGAAAGGGGUUCCCCAAUGUAUUGAUAAACUUGCUCAAGCUGGUCUCAAGAUCUGGGUAUUGACGGGGGAUAAGAUGGAAACUGCAAUCAACAUUGGAUUUGCCUGCAGUUUGCUUCGACAGGGCAUGAAGCAGAUAUGUAUAAGUACAAAUUCAGACUCAGGAUCCAAUGAUGUCAAAAAGUUUUUUUAUUCAACACCCCAGGCCAUCAAGGAUGACAUUUUGAAUCAAAUCACGAAUGCUUCUCAAAUGAUAAAGCUGGAGAAGGAUCCUCAUGCUGCCUUUGCAUUAAUUAUUGAUGGAAAAACUCUGACAUAUGCUUUAGAAAAUGAUAUGAAGCACCAAUUUUUGGGAUUGGGAGUUGAUUGUGCAUCUGUCAUCUGCUGUCGUGUGUCUCCCAAGCAAAAGGCAUUGGUAACAAGGUUGGUGAAAGAAGGAACUGGCAAGACAACUCUAGCAAUAGGUGAUGGUGCAAAUGAUGUUGGCAUGAUUCAAGAAGCAGAUAUUGGUGUUGGAAUCAGUGGGGUUGAAGGUAUGCAGGCAGUGAUGGCUAGUGAUUUCUCAAUUGCACAAUUUCGCUUCUUGGAGCGACUUCUGGUAGUCCAUGGACACUGGUGUUACAAAAGAAUCGCACAAAUGAUCUGUUAUUUCUUCUACAAGAAUAUAGCAUUUGGCCUCACCAUCUUCUAUUUUGAGGCCUUCACAGGCUUCUCUGGCCAAUCGGUUUAUGAUGACUGGUACAUGAUAUUGUUCAAUGUUGUUCUGACAUCAUUACCCGUCAUUUCACUUGGCGUUUUUGAACAAGAUGUGCCUUCAGAAGUUUGUUUACAGUUUCCUGCACUUUAUCAACAAGGACCCAAAAAUUUGUUCUUUGACUGGUAUAGAAUAUUGGGAUGGAUGGGAAAUGGAGUCUAUUCAUCCCUCAUCAUUUUUUUCCUCACCAUCACCAUCUUCUACGACCAAGCAUUCCGAGUCGAUGGCCAGACCGCUGACAUGGCUGCUGUGGGAACCACAAUGUUCACCUGCAUCAUCUGGGCAGUGAACUGCCAGAUUGCACUGACAAUGAGCCAUUUUACAUGGAUUCAGCACCUGUUUGUAUGGGGCAGCAUAAGCACUUGGUACGUCUUUCUCGUGUUAUACGGCAUGCUUUCCCCUGUGUAUUCCAAGAAUGCCUACCAACUUCUGGUUGAAGCCCUUGGUCCCGCGCCUAUUUAUUGGUCAGCAACACUUCUGGUUACAAUUACAUGCAAUCUUCCUUAUCUUGCCCACAUAUCAUUCCAAAGAUGUUUCAACCCCAUGGAUCAUCACAUUAUCCAAGAAAUCAAGUACUACAAGAAGGACAUUGAGGACCAACACAUGUGGACAAGGGAGCGUUCUAAAGCCAGGCAAGAAACCAAGAUUGGUUUCACUGCAAGAGUAGAGGCCAAAAUCAGACAAUUGAAGGGGAAGCUGCAGAAGAAGCAAUCUUCCUUGACUUGUAUGUCCCCAUCGUGACACUAAAAUUAUAUAAUUUAACAGUUUUGAGUAUUCUUAGAGCUUGCUGAGAGUUUUUUUUUUCUAGAAUUUUCGCCUUUUAAAUUCUUUGCUUGCCUAUAUUGUUUGAUUACACAAGGUGAAUAUUGCCCCAUUCGCUGUUGUAUGUAACAUAUUUGAAGUAGAAGAAUAUCAGUGUGUAAUUCUCAUACCAAAUGGUUACGAUUCAAGGGACAUUGAAGAAAUGAAACAGCUAAUUUGUAUUA